AUGCCUGCGCCGACUUACAUUAUAUCAAAAGUGGCUGAUCCCAUCUUUGCGGUCGUCAUUGGUUUGGCGGCGGCCGGCCUACGCAUCAACCGAGAGGAAGAGGCCAAGGGCUACAGCACGAGCCAAACGAUUCAAACAGGACUCCGCCGACUCGGUCUUAAAUCGGCGCCGGCCUCAUCAAAAGCGUCAUAA
This is a messenger RNA of Beauveria bassiana ARSEF 2860, 192 nucleotides long. RefSeq lists its product as uncharacterized. The coding region runs from base 1 to 192 and encodes 63 amino acids. The transcript is spliced from 2 exons. Lineage: Eukaryota; Fungi; Ascomycota; Sordariomycetes; Hypocreales; Cordycipitaceae. The record is from RefSeq and is a predicted model, not a curated record. Gene Ontology annotation, biological process: protein secretion.